Messenger RNA from Chelmon rostratus (copperband butterflyfish), 1787 nucleotides. RefSeq lists its product as uncharacterized. The record is from RefSeq and is a predicted model, not a curated record. Bases 545 to 850 code for a protein of 101 amino acids. NCBI's taxonomy places the organism in Eukaryota, Metazoa, Chordata, Actinopteri, Chaetodontiformes, Chaetodontidae. The transcript has 2 exons.
GCAGUAGCUUCAUCUUCCCCGCAGAGGUGGAAUGCUUAUGAUGCUAACAGAAGCUAAACUGUCAGAGAAAAUAGAAGGAACGAUAUCAGACGUAAUAAGUAACGGUUCAACGCGGUGACGUCAUUGCGAUGGUAAUCUGUAGUUUAUCGCAGGAGCUAACAGGAGCUAAUUGAGCUAGCAGCGGGAUUAGCUGUAACGUUAAACCUUUGAAAAGCGCGGCGCUCAGCAGUCUGAGCGGUUAGCCGCCUGCGGGUCCCUGUGAACCGAGCAGACUCCGGUACUUUAACGGCAGCACCGACAGUAGAAAUCAGUUAAAUAUGUGGUGAACGUACGGGAGCCGAGGGGGACACGAGGAGCAGGAUCAGCAGCCCAAGGCACCAGCUGGAGAUGAAGGUUCUGCUCAAGGAUCAGACCAUCAGCCGGACUCUUCAGGUGUGACUGAGAUGGAUCUGGACUUGAGGCGGUCCAGACCAGGCCAGUUCAGUCUGCUUCUGGACGUUUGUCCUGUCAGUACGCUGGUUUAUGGAGCGCUGACGCCUCCAACAUGUCGGACAGUGAUCCGCCGGCUGUAGAGGAGCAGACAGCUGCAGAGGAGGCUCCUGGUCCUGGUCGUCCUCCCCUGGCAGAGAAGGCCCUGUCGGAGGCCUUUUCUCGGUUGCGAUAUCGGGACACGUCCCUGCUGAUCUGGCAGCAGCAGCAGCAGGAGCUACAGGCGGGCCCCCCCUCCACCUACCUGAACCGCAGCCAGUCAGCCUGGUACAGCAGUUUUGGGAACCAGGCCGUACUGGUCCGGGACAAGAGGGGCCUUGAGGACACAGAGGGACGGUCCAGGAUCUGCAGUGUCAUGUAGACAGGGACCAGUAACCUGAACAGACUGGCUUGAUGUAAACCAGACUCUGUGAUUCAGGCUGGACGAAGUUAACCGAUCAUUUCCUCGUCAUAACGACGUCACUUGAGGAACAUCUGGAUUAAGUUGAGCAGGGCUUUCAAACUUAAACUGAAGUGCGAUGAGCCGGUUUCCCCUGCUGGCCUGAAAUCCACCAGAGAAGAAGAAACACAUGGAGCAGAGUGUGUAGGAGGGCUACAGAGACCAGAAUGCACCUCAGUACAGACCUGGAUGUGAAUAUAAAGACUUUUGUUUUGUCUGUUGGUAUAGGACAGAGCUGGGGGGGGGGGGUUCUGGUUUUAGCUGCAGUCACUGUUUUACUCAAGUCCUGAGUCAAGUCCAACAAGUCCCUGUUCACGAUAGGCAAGUCCCAAGUCAUGUCUAAGUCAGGAUUGACACGGUUCAAGUCAAGACCAACAAAGUAAGACAAGCUUUCUCCAAGUAAAGACGGAGUUAAAACUGACAAGUCCAAGUCAAGACCAACAAGACUGAAGACCAACAAGACUCAAGACCAAGUUGUAAACCUCUGGACUUCGGUUCUUUGUCAGCUGCUCUGCACUUUGUUGCUACCAGUGAGUCGCUGCAAAAACACUUUUCCUCCAGAGGGGUAAUGAAGUCCUUCCUCCUUUUAACCUGAAGUCCCGAGGGCCAGGUAUCAACACUGGGGGGUCAAGCCUUUUCUGUUGCUGGGCCCAGACACUGGAACAAACUGUCCCCUGACAUGCGCACCAUCACAGACUUUGACUCUUCAAAGCAUCUUUUCAGACUGGCUUUUAAUCCACAGUGAUGUGGUGAUUUGAUUUGAUCAGUUUAUUUCCCUGACACGUGUUCUAUUGUUGUUUUCUUUCAAUCUGCUUUCAUUUCUAAUUUUACUGCUUGUUUUUAACUGGAAAGAACUUUG